GUCCUCGUGGGUCAAGGACCGAGUGGGGCUCCUCAGAGAAGCGGGGCUCUGAAGGCCGAUGUUGCGGCGGUAUGGGGGCUACUCCUCCUGGUGCCCGGCGCCUCCCGGUCUCCGCACCUUUCUCCGCGGGGCCGCGGUAGACAGGCGCGGCGGAGCUUUGGGGUCAGGAAUUUCUACUCCCUCAUGUCAAGAGGCGAACCACCCCUCACUUCAUCUCUCCCUUACCAGGGGCCCCGGAGACUGGCCACUGGGAAUUUUUGCUCUCUGACAUCAAGUUGCAAAGCCUCCUGCACUUUUCAUCUUUCCUUGAUCAGGCGACCCAGGCUAUUGGGAAAUAUAAUUUCUGCUUCACCUGUCAAAUUUCAUAGCAUUCCCUCGUUUUCAAUUUCUCCAGGACCAAAGACUCCCCCUUCUGUUCUGGAAUUUCUACUCUCUCACAGCAAGUUGCAAAGCCUCCGCAUUUCUCAUCUCACCGUGAUCAGGCGACCCAGGCUAUUGGGGUACACAUACCUGCUGCAUUCGGAAAUGUUCAUUCUAUUGAGAGCAGAUGAAGCUUCAGGGAUCAGUUCGUUUUUCAUGAACAUCGUCUUGUUGAGAUUCAGCUGCAAACCGAAGUUUCCACACUCGUGGUCGAUGUCGCCUCUUCUUGGAAGUUUUCCAGCAUGUUCACCUCUAAGAACGUCCAAUGAAGGCCACAUCUCUCGAUGUUCAGACACUCCUAUGCGGAAUGAGAGGAUUGAACCCAGGUCCGUCCUGAGCAAGACCAACACUGUCCUGGCUGUACUAAGGCUCCCGCCCCUAGAGUGAGACAUUUAUAACCUAGUGCAACAAGUCCCUGCAAAACCCGUUUCUGCAAGUACUCACCAGAACAGAAGGGGCAGCCUCUGGUCCGGGAGAAAUACCUCCGUCAAUGAGAGAUUGCUCUGAAACCUGACAGGUAAAGCAGAAAUGAUUUUUCUGGGGAAAAAUAAAAUCAGAGAGUUAGCAGAGAUAGUAAAUGGAUAGGAUGCUUUUAGUUCAAGCAGCUGAGCCCAGGUUAAUAUGCAAGAGCACAUAGGUUUCCCCAACCCAGCACUGCCAGGAGCCACACCUGAGCUAAGCUCCAAGAGUGAACCCUGAGCACUUACCACCUGUGGACCAAAAACUAUAAUUAUUAAUAAUAAAAAUAUACUGUGUGGGGUUAUUUCUUGCAAGUGUCUACCCAGGUUUGAUUGUCGGAAUGCUAUGUUGCCCUGAGCACCACCAGGAGUGAUCCCUGAG
Messenger RNA from Sorex araneus (European shrew), 1260 nucleotides. RefSeq lists its product as uncharacterized. NCBI's taxonomy places the organism in Eukaryota, Metazoa, Chordata, Mammalia, Eulipotyphla, Soricidae. The coding region runs from base 184 to 807 and encodes 207 amino acids. The record is from RefSeq and is a predicted model, not a curated record. The transcript is spliced from 8 exons.